Molecule: messenger RNA, 1344 nt
Organism: Aegilops tauschii subsp. strangulata
Lineage: Eukaryota; Viridiplantae; Streptophyta; Magnoliopsida; Poales; Poaceae
Source: RefSeq, a predicted model, not a curated record
AUGAUGGAUUCCGAUGCUUCAUCCGACGAGGAGUAUGGAUCGACGGAUCUUGAUCAAUUGAUUCAAGAUGAGUUCUUCUAUUCCUCGAAUUCGGACGAAGAAGUGGACAUGAUCAUGCUCAUGAUAAUGCAAAAGGAAAUGGACCGGCAGGUGGAGCAUAUUCUCAACUUCAAGUGCUCAAUCAAAGGGAGAAGAGUGAUCAAUCGGGAUAGGGUGUCCGGAGCACGACUAUUGCAGAAGGACUACUUUGAUUCGAACCCAACUUUCUUGGAUGAUCCAUGGUUUCAUCGCCGUUUCCGCAUGCGAAAACCAUUGUUCUUGCGCAUUGUGGAGGGAGUGGAGGCACAUGAUGACUACUUCAAGCUCACGAGGGAUUGCUGCAACCAAAUUUCUUUCUCUGCUAAGCAGAAGUGCACGGCUGCUCUGAGGAUGCUUGUACUUGGUACUGCCGUAGAUGUCGUUGGUGAGAUGGUCAGGAUGGGGGAGAGGACAUGCCUGGAGACUACUGUCAAGUUUGUCCGCGAUGUGGUGGAGGUGUUUGGACCUAAGUAUCUCAGAGAACCAAAUGCGCAGGACUUAGAGAAGUUGUUGGAUGUUGGAGAGGCCAGGAGGUUUCUAGGAAUGCUCGGAUCAGUUGAUUGCAUGCAUUGGCAAUGGAAGAACUGCCCCAAAAAUUUGCGGGGAAUGUAUCAAGGUCACACCAAAGAGGUCACCAUCAUACUAGAAACAGUGGCAUCACAUGACAUUUGGAUUUCGCAUGCUUUCUUUGGAAUGUCGGCUUCUCACAACGACAUCAACGUGCUUCAACAAUCUCUGGUGUUCAGGAGGCUUUGCAAUGGGGAAUCACCACCGUGGAACUACACCGUCAACGGUCGAGACUACAACAUGAGAUACUAUCUUGCCGAUGGCAUCUAUUCUCAGUGGGCGGCGUUUGUGAAGACUAUAUCCGAACCGCAUGGCAAUAAAGAGAGCCACUUUGCAACAAUGCAGGAAGCGGCUAUGAAGGAUGUGGAGAGGGCAUUUGGUGUGCUUCAAGCUCGUUGGGGAAUUGUUCGUGGGGCUACAAUGAUGUGGGAAUCAGAAACUCUUUGGCGGCUCAUGACAUGUUGUGUUAUUUUGCACAACAUGAUUGUCGAAGGUGAGGGUGAUGGUGUAGCCCAAACCAAUGAUUUUGAAGCACUUGGAGAACAAGUUGAAAUUCCGGAAGAUCAAGAAGCAACUCGGCUUAUGAACUUUCCGCAAAUGCAUCAGAAUCUUCGAGAUCAUCAGGUGCACGAGCAGCUACUCAAUGAUCUUGUAGAGCAUAUGUGGACCCACAAUGGAAACCAAAGACCUGAUGUUUGA